Molecule: messenger RNA, 1067 nt
Organism: Daphnia pulicaria
Lineage: Eukaryota; Metazoa; Arthropoda; Branchiopoda; Diplostraca; Daphniidae
Product: tol-Pal system protein TolA-like
Exons: 4
Coding region: 101-880 (259 amino acids)
Source: RefSeq, a predicted model, not a curated record
CUUGUUGCGUUUGUAAGAUAAACAGUCUUCGACUAUCAUUUGCCCAAGAAGGACAAUUAUAGCUUUGAGUCUCCGUCAACAAACUACAUUCUUUAAAAAAAUGAAAUUCACUUUAGUUUUGAUUGCAGUAAUCGGUUUCAUCGCCGUAGUGAGUGCUGAAUCUGAAGAGAAGACUAAUGCUGCAGAUGAUACUUCUCGAGACAAGCGCGGGUACGAAAAUGGGCACGGGGGUGUGACAAAUAUUGGAUACGGAGUUGGUUACGGUGGUGCUGCAGCUAUCGCCCAGCAAGCUGCCAAUGUGGCCAAGGCAGCUCACAAUGCUCAGUACGCCGCUGGAGCCCAAGCUGCUCAUCAAGCUAAGGCUACACUAGCAGCCCAAGCAACCCUUGCAGCUCAACAAGCUCAAGCUAUUGUAGCUGCGAAACAAGCACAAGCCGCCCAGAUAUCUCAGGCUACACAGGCCGCACAGGCCGCUGCGUUUGCCGAAUCAGCCCAAGCUGCUCAAGCCGCCCAGGCUGUUCAAUCAGCUGAAGCCACUAAGGUCCAGGCUUUACAACAGGCUCAAGCAUUGAUGGCGGCUGCAAAGGCUGCCCACGCCCAUGCCGCCCAAGCGAUUGCUUCUUUACACGCCGCUCAAGCCCAGCAAGCUUCUCAAUCUCAAAUGGCCUACCAAGCACAAGCAAACGCCCAGGCUUUGGCUUACAAGCAUCAAGCCGCUCUGUCGGACCUGGCUGGGGCCCAGUUCGCAGCAGAGAAGGCCUAUGCUGCUGCCCAGGGUGCGCAAGCUAAUGCAAUUGUCGGACAUGUGCAUGGUGGUCAGGGAUCGUACACAACAGUCCAGAAAACCAUUAGCCAUGUAUCUACUGGUUCUCGCUACUAAACGAUGAACACGCUUUCUAUUUUCUACCGAUCUUGUAACGCAUUUCAACCAGGGGUUGAACAGCGUAAUCUAUUGUAGGCUCAAAAUAUUUUUCCCAGAAUAUGUGGAUCAUAACCUCUUAUAUGAUACUAGAAUACUUAUAACAAAUGAGAAAUUAAUUCAGAAAUACAAUUUAUUACAGCAAUGA